AUGGCCGAAAAGGGGAAGGGACUGCUCGAAGACGGGCUCGCCCACUUCACCAACAAGUUCAACACGUUCAAUCGGGAUCUGGAGGUGGCCAUCGGAGCAUAUCAACACGAGACCAAGGCGGUUCUCGACGGCAUGCGUCCGGAUGGCCAUGCAGAAGCGGAAGAAAGACUCAAUUUUGUGCGAAACACGAUCUCACGUCUGCAGACGGCAAUGGAAGAAUGGCUGCCAGAUGGGACUCGCCUCCUCAACACCAUCCGCCAUCUCACAACGGCUACCCGCCAGGCAAACGCCCAAGCCACGCCCACCACCCGC
Molecule: messenger RNA, 312 nt
Organism: Mesorhabditis spiculigera
Lineage: Eukaryota; Metazoa; Nematoda; Chromadorea; Rhabditida; Rhabditidae
Source: the annotation of a GenBank genome assembly